This is a messenger RNA of Liolophura sinensis, 1535 nucleotides long. RefSeq names its product ribonuclease H1-like. The record is from RefSeq and is a predicted model, not a curated record. Gene Ontology annotation, biological process: DNA replication, removal of RNA primer. The coding region runs from base 20 to 1033 and encodes 337 amino acids. Lineage: Eukaryota; Metazoa; Mollusca; Polyplacophora; Chitonida; Chitonidae. Gene Ontology annotation, molecular function: nucleic acid binding; RNA-DNA hybrid ribonuclease activity; magnesium ion binding. The transcript is spliced from 8 exons.
AAACAUUAGUGUUUACCGCAUGCGAAGACGUGUAAUCGGCUGUUUGUUGAUGCUCCGCAGCAAAAUGUCUUUCUAUGCAGUUAGAAAGGGAAGGAAUCCCGGAGUAUAUCAGACGUGGGCACAGUGUCAAGAACAAGUUGCCAAAUUCACAGGGGCAAAAUUCCGGAAAUUCUCCACAGAGGCUGAAGCUUGGGAGUUUGUCAACGAGGAUGCAGGUAUGUCCUCAUCUAACUCAUACAGCCAAGGGUCAGUGUUGGGAAGUUCAGAUAAUGGCCUACAAUUCAAGAUACAGGCUAUCAUGUCCACUAUGAACUUGUUCAAACAGCAGCUCACAUCUCUGAGUAGCCUGGGUGAUAAGUUGUCUACUGAAAUUGAGGAUUUGCAAUGUGCUGUGGGUUUGCGCUCUGGAGGUCUGAGCCCAGCCAAGUCAUAUACUCCAGGAGUGAAGCGAGCCUUCACCACAGGUACAAGGAGCGGGCAGUUUGGGCCUCAGCCUCCCAAGAAGAGCAACUUGAGGAAGACAAAAUCCCAGGAUUCCACCCCAGAAUAUUGGACAGGAAAGAAAUUCAAUGAAGAAGAUGGAGUUACAGUGUAUACUGAUGGAGCUUGUGGGGAUAAUGGGCGAAAUGGAGCCAGGGCCGGGCUGGGUGUCUUCUGGGGUGAAGGGGAUUCCAGAAAUUUGAGCGAGAGAUUACCGGGUAGACCCACAAAUAACAGAGCCGAAAUCCAUGCUGCCAGACGUGCAGUAGAACAAGCCAAAGCCUACGGAAUAAAAAACCUCAUCCUUCAUACAGACAGUCAGUUCCUCAUCAACAGUAUUACAACCUGGAUCAAAGGCUGGAAGAAAAAUGACUGGGUGAAAACAACAGGAGAACCUGUAAUAAACAAGGAAGAUUUUCUACAACUAGAUCGAGUUAUUCAGGAUAUGAAUAUUAAAUGGGUUUAUGUCAAAGGUCACCAUGGAAUUCCAGGGAAUGAAGCUGCUGACAGACUUGCCACAGAAGGAGCCAAAAAACCACAGCCAUGUUCAUGACAAUGUAAAUAAACUGUACAUACAUGCAAAGGAUCUCAGAAAUUUUAUGUGUCUGAUGGCUGGGAAUUAUUGAAAGAAAAUACAAUUGAAAUGGGAAAUUUCUCACAUUUGGAUUGCCAGUGAUGUCAUUUUCAGUGUUUUGUGUUUUUUCUUACUUAAAAUUUCAAGCCCAGAUUUCAGACCAACCUCUUGCUUGUUUCUCUGUGGCUUCAUACUGGGUACUCUUUCAGGUACAUGACAAAGGAUGAUCAUUUCCUUCAGGCUUUGUUAGUUUUCCGCGCUUUGUCAGUCCCUCCAGGCUUUGUCAGUUCUUCCAGGCUUUGUUAGUUUUUCCAGGCUUUGUCAAUCCCCCCAGGCUUUGUCCAUUCCCCCAGGCUUUGUCAGUCCCCUGGGCUUUGUCAGUCCUCUCAGGCUUUGUCAGUCCCCCCUGGCUUUGUCAGAUACUUCAGGCUGUGGUUGGUAGUUUGAUUCCUCCAAUCCAUUUUUGGUUCCUUCAAACUGU